CAGCCUUGCAGAGUCCCCGGAAGUGGAGACGUGAGAGGCCGGGCUGAGCCGGCUCGGGGUAGCGGGACUCUCGACGCUGGGUUGCUGCUCCUGGGCUGGUCAUGAACGGGCCGGCGGAUGGCGAAGUGGACUACAAAAAGAAAUACCGGAAUCUGAAGCGGAAGCUCAAGUUUCUCAUCUACGAACACGAGUGUUUCCAGGAGGAGCUGAGGAAGGCGCAGAGGAAAUUGCUGAAGGUGUCCCGGGACAAGAGUUUCCUCCUAGACCGGCUUCUGCAGUAUGAGAACGUGGAUGAAGACUCUUCUGACUCAGAUGCCACAGCAUCUUCAGAUAACAGCGAGACAGAGGGGACACCCAAGUUGUCGGACACUCCGGCCCCCAAGAGGAAGAGAAGCCCUCCGCUAGGGGGUGCCCCCUCCCCCUCCAGCCUCUCCUUGCCUCCUUCAACAGGGUUUCCCCUUCAGGCCUCCGGGACCCCCUCCCCAUACCUGAGCUCGCUGGCUUCCCCCCCUUACCCCCCAUUCCCUUCUGACUACCUGGCCCUGCAGCUGCCCGAGCCCAGCCCCCUGAGGCCCAAGCGGGAGAAACGGCCCCGCCUGCCCCGGAAACUCAAGAUGGCGGUGGGACCCCCCGACUGCCCUGUGGGAGGGCCGCUGACCUUCCCUGGCCGGGGUUCUGGGGCUGGGGUCGGGGCAGCUCUGACCCCCUUGCCACCUCCCAAGAUGCCCCCCCACACGAUCCUGAGCACCGUCCCUCAGCAGAUGUUCAGCGAUGCAGGCAGCGGGGAUGAUGCCCUGGACGGGGAUGAUGACCUGGUGAUCGAUAUCCCGGAGUGAAAGCCCACUGCUGUCUGCGACCCUGCCCAGCACCCCUCCCCAUGCUUACACACGUGAGCCCCAGCUUCCUCAGAGAUGUUUAUUGACGCCCAGUUACCAUGCUUCGGCCACUGACACAAUCAGAAAAGGCGUAAACAUGCACAAAUGUCCCCAGGAAGGUGGCAGGGGCCGGCCCUCACAUCCUGGCCCCAUCCAGGGGACAGUUAUUUAAAUGAGUGGCCAGGAGUAUCUGCCACCUCUUGGGGAGGCAGAGACCCUGCGGUGGCCACCCCUUUAAAAGGGCAGCUGUAUAGGGCUAGGAUUUCUUUUAAUGAAGAUUCUGUAUUAAAGGAGUGGCUCUUU
Galeopterus variegatus (Sunda flying lemur) is the source of this 1178-nucleotide messenger RNA. RefSeq names its product INO80 complex subunit E (gene INO80E). Gene Ontology annotation, biological process: chromatin remodeling. Lineage: Eukaryota; Metazoa; Chordata; Mammalia; Dermoptera; Cynocephalidae. Gene Ontology annotation, cellular component: Ino80 complex; nucleus. The record is from RefSeq and is a predicted model, not a curated record. The transcript has 7 exons. Bases 102 to 836 code for a protein of 244 amino acids.